Scomber scombrus (Atlantic mackerel) is the source of this 3242-nucleotide messenger RNA. It is a transcript of the gene ciarta, whose product is annotated as circadian associated repressor of transcription a. The coding region runs from base 227 to 1264 and encodes 345 amino acids. The record is from RefSeq and is a predicted model, not a curated record. Gene Ontology annotation, molecular function: RNA polymerase II cis-regulatory region sequence-specific DNA binding. Lineage: Eukaryota; Metazoa; Chordata; Actinopteri; Scombriformes; Scombridae. The transcript has 6 exons. Gene Ontology annotation, cellular component: nucleus. Gene Ontology annotation, biological process: negative regulation of DNA-templated transcription; circadian regulation of gene expression.
GUAGAGAAGAGAAUAAAGGAGGAGGAGAAGAAAAAGCAGGCAGGCACACAGCGUAAACAAGCUAAGAAGAGUAAACGUCCGUGCCCACUGACUUAUAUAUUUUGGUUUUGAAGUAACUUUUGUCAGACUUGAAUUUAUUUAACUUGUUGAAGAAGCGUUUACGUGCCUUCCUCUUUAUCGUUUGUUUCGUCGUUUUUCGUGAAUCAGCAUCUGCUCAGUCUUGAAGAUGAAUUCACUGGGCAGUUCUUCCAAAUGGCCAUCUUAUGACUCGCUUCCUUCCACUCCGAGCUUUCUCCUCAGCGAGAGUGAGCACACCGAGGACGAGGCGGACAUCUUCUCCGAGGGAGAGGUGGACAGUGGAACACACAAAUCCUUCUCAGCCGAUGAAGUGUUGACGCUUUCUGGGAGUUGCCAUGACUUCCCAAAUCAUUCAGUUAAGUUGUUCUCCGGGUCUCUGAAUGACCAGUCUGGAGACUGCACCGGUCAGACUAAGCAUCCAGACUCAGCACCUUCUCCCAUAGUCGCCACGAUAGGUUCAUCAUCGGCUACACCUGGAGAUCUGGCCUUCGCUCAGAAGUGUGCAGAUUUGCGCAAGUUUAUCUGCCCUUUGCUUGAUCUUCUACGCGGACUUAAGGCUGGGCGAUUUGACAAAGGUUUAACCAGUUUCCAGCACAGUGUUGCCAUGGACAGACUGCACAGGAUUCUGGGAAUUUUACAGAAGCCUGAAAUGGGUGAGAGAUACCUUCAUAACCUGCUGCAGAUAGAGAUGAUGCUCAAAAUAUGGUUCCCUCAGGUGGCACUUCAGCCCACAUUAACCCAAACCAUCACUCCCAGACUCUUACCACGCUGGCGCCAAAAUCAGCUCCACAUGCCAGUUAAGAAACGAAAGCCGACCUGGUCAGAACCCGACUACUCUGGCACGGUCCCACCCAGGCAUACACACUAUGAUCAUGAAAAACAGGGGAGCUGCCAGCCUGCGACAUCACUUGAUAUCACAUGUUUACCCGGAGCACUUAAAAAACGGAAAGCUCCCAAAGAAGAAGAAGUUGAAACACCUGUACACUGCUGGGCAGCGCGACUUGAGUUUACAAAGACCACUGGCACUUUAAGCAGACCAUCAUAUUUAUGCAGCAAGACGGAAAAUAAGAAUUCGAAGCGGCCUGAGAUUGAUCCACCCUCCCCUCGUGGCAGAAUGGCUGCUACACAGGACGGUUCAGUAUCCACAAGUGCCAACAUUACUACAGAUCACCUUAGCUGGCCUUAGCUGCAGUGCUACCACAUAGAGGUGCCACAGCAUGCCAGCCAGAGUGAGGGUAAAACGUGGUCUAAAUUACAUAAGCAUGAAUUUUGACGUGGAGCCAGUCUGUGAUGGCUGCAAGGCACGUAAAACAGAAGAGGAGGAGAAAUGCAGAGAGACAUUCAUUAACCCCUAACUACCCAGUGUGGCUUACAAUUACACUGGAUGUAUUGCACUAUUUUACCAUGAACUGUACAUAUAUUGUUUGUAAGUUUUGUAUUCACUAAGUUAAAAAAUGGAAAUACUUAUGUUUUUUGUUAAUGCAAUCUGUGCUCUAUUUUAUAUUUUUUUCAUAUCAUGGAAUACAGCACAAAGUACAAGAUUUCAGCACAAAAUACAAGAUUUCAUGGCAGUAGUGAAGAACAGCAAUGACUAUAAGUCAGAUAAAAAAGGUAAUUUGACGAAGUGACUAAUUUUUAAAAAAGAUUUAAACAAUUCUUUUUUUUUUUUUUUUUUUACAAUUUUGUCAACCAAGCGACUAAUAGAGAACAUAAUUGGCUUAUUAAUCAACCAUAUAAAUAAUCCUUAGUUGCAGCCCUGGUACUGUUACAUAAAAUCUUUAAAUCUCGUGAUUAAAAUGACAGUUGGGAAAAAAUUGUCACCAGUCAUUGUAACAUAUGGUCAAACAAAGGCAAGUAGCUGCUGCCAAAAGUGCCAACAAAAAUAUUUUGCAUUUCCAUUCCCCAAAGAAUGAUUCUGUAUUUUAGAGCCCUUAACAAGCACACAUUAUUUGACUCUAUUUAAAUAAGAAUAGAUACAGUUGCACUUCUGAUAAAGCAGAGAAACACUGCACAGGAAAUACUGCAGUUUGUGAGAUGUUUGGAAAAACGUUUGACUGGAUUUCAAACCUUAAGUUAGUCCAAUGAGUGAACUUGUUUUUUUUUUUUAUAUGAAGACUUGAAAACAAAACAUUUUAUUAAGGAUGUGAGUUUUCAGCAACUCCUUUUUUAAAUUAAAAAUUAUAGAACAAAUGUUUGAAAAUAUGUUUAGUCUUGUGUAAAUUGGAAUACAGGUAGAUGUUUCUGCACUUUGGAUGACAAUGAGGAAAUGUUGCAUAUCUAUCAACGCUUAAGAGUUGUGAUAGUUAUAUCUGCUCACAAGGAUCAGUACUUGAAAACUGAUUUUUAACAGCAGACAUAUGAAGUCAAGUGUUUGUUACCCCUUAGAUGAGUGCUUCACAGUUGCUUGACUCAUCGAUUUUUAUAGGCAAAACAUGCUUAUUUGAUAAUUUUUUUUAUUUGAAAAUGUAUAAUUUUGGCACUAAAGAUGGGAGCUGUUGAAUUCCCGGGCUUAUUGUUCACAUGAAGUAUUUUGGGGUUGUUUCAAAACGCUCCAAAUGAGAUCUGUGUCAUUACGAGGGGGGAAAAAAAGCAGCUUCUGUGUACCAUGAAAAUGGAUUACUGACUUACUGUUAUAAAUUGUAUUAGUAUCACUCCAAGUGCUUUACUAUUAAUUAUGAAACAUGGAAUAGCAUGGAGACAUGAUGAAACUAUUUCCAUUCCUGAACACACAGUUUCUUCUUGAUAAUAAUAUUUGGUUUUUUGUAUCAUCUUUUUCUUUUUAAAUUACAUAUCAUUCAUGUUGAAUGGCGUUUCAUCUCUGGCGUUUUGUCACCAGUCAGCCUUACAUAUAUGUAAUACAGAGAGGUAAUCAUUAAUUUGAAUUCAAUCAUGUGAAAAGUUAUUUUAAUAUGGAUGAUAAAAUUGGGACCUCAGCCACAUAUUACAUUGAAAUGAAAUGUGCUGCUGUGUAGAUGUUCCUCAUGCUUCGCCGUUCAUUGUCACUGGCACUAAGUUAUAGUAUUUAAAAUUGAAAUUGUAUUCAUAUGGUGAAGAACAAUGGAGUAGUGUUGUGCUUAUGUUUUUUGGGUACAGAAAAUAUUGCACCCUACAGUACGGGCAAUGAGCUUUUACAUCUUUUUAAAUUGUGAAAACUUAGAGUAAAA